Kockovaella imperatae is the source of this 1038-nucleotide messenger RNA. RefSeq lists its product as hypothetical. Gene Ontology annotation, cellular component: catalytic step 2 spliceosome. The record is from RefSeq and is a predicted model, not a curated record. The transcript has 6 exons. NCBI's taxonomy places the organism in Eukaryota, Fungi, Basidiomycota, Tremellomycetes, Tremellales, Cuniculitremaceae. The coding region runs from base 71 to 1006 and encodes 311 amino acids.
UCAUCAUUCCAUAGACGUUCAAGCUUUCAAGGCUGCGUACGAUACGGAUAAGGGUAAGAGAGGAGCAGCAAUGUCGAGAUCACCAGAAAGACCCGCGGCUGGCAGACGCAGAAGUAUGGAGUCUCGAUCUCCAGAGGCAGAAGAGGCUCCUGCGAAGAGAAUGCGUGCAGACGCCAAAGUCGAAGACAAAGCUCGGUCCAAGCGAUUAUUCGGUAACUUGCUAGGAACACUUCAACAGUUCAAGAAGGAGGACAAGUCGAGUCGCACUUCCGAGGCGGCGAAGCGACGAGAGCAAGUCUCUGAGCGCAUUCAGGCGAAGAUCAGGACAGAAUCAACAUUACAUCACGAGAUCGCAGAGACGGAGAAGGAAUUGAAAACCUUGAGGAUAGCUACGGAUUCAGCGGAAUAUGUACUGAGACACAAGGGCAUUGCUAUGACGGCUAGACACAAAACUCUGCGUCCGACUUCUCGCUACCUUUACACUUCUUCACCGCUAGCUGCUCCUUUGAUCUUUGAAGGUGGACUAUUGGAUCCUGCGCCCAUACCGCUCAAUCAAGGUCCGUCGAGGGAGCCACCUCAGCCAAAUCAACUGAAGCCGCUCUAUUUCCUACCAAAAGUCCUGCUGCCGGAACAGGAGGAUGAGCUGGAGUCUCGAAUCGCCAAGAUUGACGAACUCAUUGAAAGUGAGGCGACGGCUUUGGUGAAAGAAAAGGAGGAAACAGCCGAGCGAGUCAAGAAUAACAGGGAACGCAUACAGGAGCUGUCCACAAAGCUUGCCGACCUCAAGAGUAAGGUCAGACCGGAGGACAGACAUCGGAGGCAGAGUCGAAAUGGAGCGGACGAGGACGAUGAUGUGGAUGAGCUGGGAAGGUCGAGGCGGAGAGAUAGUGAGAUAAGGGAUCGUAGUGAGAGGAUGGAGAUGCAGGUCGAAGAGGGUCAGGAUGAGAAAGAGAGAGAAGCUGGCAAGAUCACCGGAGAAGACGGUGAUGUUGAAGUGGAAUACUAGAUCCUGGGUGUGCUGAGUGCCAGAUGCAUGGU